This is a messenger RNA of Microthlaspi erraticum, 1566 nucleotides long. The record is from the annotation of a GenBank genome assembly. Lineage: Eukaryota; Viridiplantae; Streptophyta; Magnoliopsida; Brassicales; Brassicaceae.
AUGUCGUCAUCAUCAUAUAACACAAGCGUUGCUCCUUCAUCAUCCUCCUCUGCUCAGCCUUUCUUCAUCACCAGUUCCGGCGCCGGCGAUAACGACUAUAACCGGAAAGAUACUUUUAUGUCAAUGAUUCCACAACCUAACUCCUCGGCUCCACCACCCAAGAAACGAAGAAACCAACCUGGAAACCCAAAUCCUGAUGCGGAAGUGGUAGCGUUAUCUCCAAAGACACUAAUGGCUACGAACAGAUUCGUAUGCGAUGUAUGCAACAAGGGGUUUCAAAGAGAACAAAAUCUACAGCUUCACCGAAGAGGACACAAUCUCCCAUGGAAGCUCAAACAGAAGUCAACCAAAGAAGUGAAGAGGAAAGUGUAUCUUUGUCCGGAACCCACGUGUGUCCACCAUGACCCGUCACGUGCUCUCGGGGAUCUCACCGGAAUCAAGAAGCACUAUUACCGUAAACACGGAGAAAAGAAGUGGAAAUGCGAGAAAUGCUCUAAGCGUUACGCUGUUCAAUCGGAUUGGAAAGCUCACUCUAAGACCUGUGGUACCAAGGAGUAUAGAUGUGACUGUGGUACCAUCUUCUCUAGACGUGAUAGUUACAUUACGCAUAGGGCUUUCUGCGAUGCAUUGAUACAAGAGACUGCAAGAAACCCUACCGUGAGCUUCACGUCAAUGGCAGCUGCUAGCAGCGGCGUCAGCUCCGGUGGAUUGUACGGGAGACUCGGCAGUGGCAGCGCUCUCUCGCACCACCAUUUGAGCGACAAUCCAAAUUCCGGGUUCACCCCUCUCACGGGUUACAAUCUGAACAUUGCAUCGUCUGAAAAUAGCAGAGAUUUUGUUCCUCAAUCGUCAAACCCAAACUUCCUAAUCCAGUGCUCGUCGAGCCAGGGAAUGUUGACUGGACCGCACAACAAUGAUCAGAGUUUCAUGAACCAACACGGUUUAAUCCAGUUUGACCCAGUCGACAACAUCAACCUCAAGAGUAGCAGCACCAACAACAACUUCUUCAACCUUGGAUUCUUUCAAGAAAACACCAAGAACUCGGAGACAAGUCUUCCUUCUCUAUAUAGCACCGAUGUUCUUGUUCAUCACCGUGAAGAACACUUGAACGUGGCUUCUAGCGUGUCAGCUACGGCACUGCUUCAGAAAGCUACUCAAAUGGGUUCAAUAACAAGUAACGAUCCUUCUGCUUUGUUCAGAGGCUUAGCUCCUUCGUCUAAUUCGUCAAGUAUGGUUGUUAAUGAAUUUGGCGGAGGACCGGUUAUGGGGAACGAUAAUAACGGUAACUUUCAAGGUCUAAUGAACUCACUAGCGGCUGUUAAUGGCGGCGGAUCCGGUGGCAAUAUCUUCGAUGUCCAUUUUGGAAACAAUGGAAAUAUGAGCGGCUCGGAUAAGUUAACGUUGGAUUUUCUUGGAGUUGGAGGAAUGGUGAGAAAUGUGAAUCGCAGUGGUAGUGGUGGUGCUGGAGGUGGUGGUGGUGGUGGUGGCGGUCAUGGUCGUGGUGAUGUUUCUUUGGAUGGUGAAGUGAAGUUUCCGGAGCAAAAUCAUCCAUUUGGAAGAGGUUGA